AUGGAAUGCAGGGAAAAUCCCAGCAUCACCACCACCGGCGCCACCGCUGCAGUGGCAGCAGCAAUUCCUACCUCCUUACUCUCUCAUAUAUCAUCACCGGCUGGAUCUUUUGCAUCUUUUCCGCCACGAGCUGUUUUAGUUAGUCCUUGUGCUGCAUGCAAAAUCCUCCGCCGGAGAUGUGUCGAUAAAUGUGUGUUGGCGCCUUAUUUUCCGCCGUCGGAGCCGCUCAAAUUCACCAUUGCUCACAGAGUUUUCGGCGCCAGCAACAUAAUCAAGUUGUUGCAGGAACUUCCUGAAGCUCAAAGAGCAGAUGCUGUGAAUAGUAUGGUUUAUGAAGCCAACGCCAGGCUUAGGGAUCCAGUUUACGGUUGUGCCGGCGCAAUUUGCCAACUUCAGAAGCAAAUCAGUGAGCUGCAAGCAGAACUGGCAAAAUCACAGGCUGAAAUUUUAAACAUGCAAUACCAAAAUGCCAAUUUGGUGGAAUUCGUCUGCCAAGAAAUGUUACAGAAUCAAGAAAACUCCCCCCAAGACCAACAAGACGAGAAUUCACGAUUCCUUUUCGAUGAAAACUUUUUCAGCAUGGGUCCGGAACCCCUCUGGACCUGA
Fraxinus pennsylvanica is the source of this 606-nucleotide messenger RNA. Lineage: Eukaryota; Viridiplantae; Streptophyta; Magnoliopsida; Lamiales; Oleaceae. The record is from the annotation of a GenBank genome assembly.